AUGCUCCGCGCCGCCUCCCCGCUCCCUCCCCAUCCACAUCCACUCCCGCGUGUUCCGCCUCCUCUCCACCUCCACGCCCACCGUCCCCGCACCCUUCUCCCUCGAGGACUACCUCGUCGCCUCCUGCGGCCUCGCACCCGCCCAAGCCGCCUCAUCUCCGCCUCCAACCCCGAUGCCAUCCUCACCUUGCUCGCCGGCACCGGCCUCUCCCGUGCCGACAUCGCCGCCGUCGUCUCCGCGGACCCGCUGCUCCUCCGCGCUUCGGUGAAUAACAUCGCCCCCCUUCUUGCUCUCCGCGACCGUGUCGGUCUUUCUACUCCCCAAAUCGUUCGCUUCCUCCUGGUCGCCUCGCGCGCUCUCCGCAAGGGCGACGUCAUUCCCAGGCUCGAGUUCUUCAUCUCCUUCUACGGCUCGUUUGAGAAGGUCCUGGUGGCCGCAAAGAGGAAUGGGGUCCUCCUCAUCGCGAGCCUUGAUAGGUUAAUCAAGCCCAACAUAGCUUUGUUUCGUCAGUGGGGUGUUCGAGAUAUUGCCCAGCUGUGUUCAAAUGUCCCGCGGGUGCUUACCUACAACCCGGAACGCGUGAAAGAGUUUCUGCCACGGGCGGAACAACUUGGGGUGCCUCCCACUUCGGGGAUGUUCGGGCAUGCAGUGGCCGUCGUUUCCUGUAUGUCCGAAGAGAAGGUUGCUGCCAAGCUUGAGUUCUUUAAGAUGACUCUUGGUUGUUCUGAGUUUGAGGUUUCCACUGCAGUGUCCAAGGCGCCAUCUAUAAUAGGAAUAUAUGACAAGAUUCUUGAUCGCAAGAUUGAGUUCCUAAUCAAUGAGGCUAUGAUGGAACCACGGUACAUUGUGGAAAGGCCUGUCCUGCUCUCAUACAGCCUGAAGAAGCGGCUUGUGCCCCGGCAUUAUGUCUUGAAGGUCCUGCAGGAAAAGGGAUUGCUGAAUAGCAAUAAAAACUUUUUCACAAUAACUAAUUUAGGAGUGGAGACUUUCAAAUUGAAGUUCAUCGACUGUCACAAGGACUCUGUUCCUGGCCUUGCAGAUGCUUAUGCUGCAACUCGUGCUGGUAUUGUGCCCUCUGAAGUCUAA
Messenger RNA from Miscanthus lutarioriparius, 1086 nucleotides. The record is from the annotation of a GenBank genome assembly. Lineage: Eukaryota; Viridiplantae; Streptophyta; Magnoliopsida; Poales; Poaceae.